Molecule: messenger RNA, 1356 nt
Organism: Komagataella phaffii GS115
Lineage: Eukaryota; Fungi; Ascomycota; Pichiomycetes; Pichiales; Pichiaceae
Product: Protein of the mitochondrial inner membrane that functions as an ATP-dependent chaperone, required f
Exons: 1
Coding region: 1-1356 (451 amino acids)
Biological process (GO): mitochondrial respiratory chain complex III assembly; protein insertion into mitochondrial inner membrane from matrix
Cellular component (GO): mitochondrial inner membrane
Molecular function (GO): ATP binding; ATP hydrolysis activity
Source: RefSeq, a predicted model, not a curated record
AUGAACUCGUUGCCUGCAACUGCCAAUAGUAACACGCCCGUAGUUUCCUUAGAGAAAUUGAAAGAAACUGAUGGUUCGUUUAAAGGAAUGGCAAGUGGACUGUUAGAGGAUGUCAUGAAAGGGAACCCAUAUUUUGCUGCUGGUGGGGGCCUCAUGCUUUUGGGUACAGGACUGGCUUUAUUAAAAAGUGGAAUCACCCGGGUUAGUGGCUUAGCCUACAGGCAAAUGCUGGUUGAUUUAGAAAUACCAAGCAAAGACAAAUCCUACCUUUGGUUCCUAGAGUGGAUGUCACAAUAUAAACACAGAUCUUCAAGACAUUUAUCAGUGGAAACCAAUUACACUCAGCACAAUAAUGGGUCGAUCAGUACCAGUUUUUCAUUGGUUCCAGGUCCAGGAAAGCAUUUGAUUAAAUAUGAAGGAGCAUGGAUGCUCAUCAACAGAGAAAGAUCAGGAAAAUUGCUAGAUAUGACCAAUGGAACUCCGUUUGAAACUAUCACAUUGACUACACUCUACCGAGACAGAAAUAAGUUUCCUUCAUUAUUGGAAGAAGCUAAGAGAAUGGCAUUGAAAACACGAGAAGGCAAAACAGUGAUCUACACUUCAUGGGGUCAAGAAUGGAGACCUUUUGGUCAGCCUCGCAUGAAAAGACUAAUUGAUUCCGUUGUGCUAGACAAAGGCAUUAAAGAGUCCAUAAUCGACGAUGUUCAAGACUUCCUGACUAGUGGACAAUGGUAUCACGAUAGAGGGAUUCCGUAUCGUCGUGGGUACUUACUAUAUGGUCCUCCUGGAAGUGGAAAAACUAGCUUUAUUCAAUCUCUUGCUGGAUACUUGGACUAUAAUAUUUGCAUUCUUAACCUCAGUGAAACCAAUCUAACAGAUGACAGACUAAACUAUUUAAUGAACCAUAUUCCAGAACGAAGUAUAUUGUUGUUAGAGGACGUUGAUGCAGCAUUCAACAAGAGAUCUCAAACAGACGAGAAAGGAUACAGCAGUGGUGUGACAUUCAGUGGACUGCUAAAUGCUUUAGAUGGAGUAGCAAGUGCAGAGGAAAUGCUGACUUUUAUGACGUCAAAUCACCCUGAGAGAUUGGAUCCAGCCCUAUUAAGACCAGGUCGUGUGGACUAUAAGGUUCUCAUUGAUAAUGCAUCCAUUUACCAGAUUGAACGUAUGUUCCUCCGAUUCUAUGGGGAAACACACAGAGAGUUGUGUGACGAAUUUCUGGAGCAGUUCAAGACGCUUGGUCUUCCGACCGUGUCAGCAGCACAAUUGCAGGGACUGUUUGUCUACAACAAAAGGGAUCCUAAGAAGGCCAUCGAGAUGGUUGAAGUGCUCAAACAACCGAACCAUGUAUUUUGA